AUGGACGGGUUCCCUCGCCUGUGUCCUCGGUCCUCUCUUGUGCUCGGGUUCCGUCCCCUGGUUCUUGUAACCAUCCCCGCGCCCUCCGGUAUGAAGACCUCGGGUAGCAUGCACACGUACGCGAAACGCAGCACAUCCCUCGACCCGCCUCUCAUUGGGGGCAUCGUUGGCGUAGUCGUCAUAUUCAAUCUCGUCCUCGUGAUCGUCUGGUUGAGGUUCUGCAACCGCCGGAGAGCGCAGAAGCUGCACAAGCGGAAGAUCUCGGAACCCGUAGAUUGCGAGAAGUACGAGAAGAGCGUUGCGUUCGCCGUCUCAACCGGCGCUAUCCCUGCAUCCCCGACCCCAACGGGCAAGUCAUACUAUUCUCUCCUUCAAGCCUCCAACGACAGCCCGAGACCCAUUCCGAUCCUUCCAACCGUCUUUCUCGUGAUUCCUCCCGCGACUCAAUUAGUCCUGCGUCCUAGUGACCUGAAGGAGUUCGAUGGGACGCCCCGGUAUUCGAAGAGACGGAGUCAGCCGCAUGCGUCUGGGAAGAACGCGUCCGCCCCCAUGGACUAUCAUGACCAUCUGUUCCGUUCGCAACCUUUCACGCUCGACCCGAGAGCCCCCGCAAGCUCCCCUGUAUGGAUCUCUCCAAUGCCUAUGCCCCCUGCUCCAGCCGUCAUCUCAGAAGCGUCAUCCUUGGACUUCAACGAAACGUACCCUACCCCAGGUUCAUCCCCGGAGUCAGAGCCCACCCUCCCUGGAACGCACUCGGAAAUCUCACCCAUAGCUAUCCCCAUGUCUGAGGAAACAUCAUUCCUCGACCUCUGCACAACUUCCAGUCCAUCGAAGAUCCGCUGGAUCACGCCCAAGAGCCCAUCAGCGCUAGCAGCCGCCUCACCCAAAUCCCCCCACUCCAAGCGUUCCAACUCCAUCUCAUCGCUCUCGACCAUCUACUCAGUGGUGGAAGCGACGCGUGCGAGGGCCGCAGUACCGGAGCCGGUCACCAUCGCCCCGCUCGCCGUUCGACGGUCCCGCGGUGCGUGGGGUUCGGUAGACCUCACACGCUCGACCCCCAUCUCGCCCCCUACCAGCGCGAACAAGCCCGCGUUCGCAUUUUCGCCGCCCCCAGCCCUCCCGGCGCGCUCCCCUAUGCGGCCGCCGCCCUCGGCGUCCGUCGAGCAGCUCGUUGUCGCGGCAUGA
Messenger RNA from Epithele typhae, 1185 nucleotides. RefSeq lists its product as uncharacterized. Lineage: Eukaryota; Fungi; Basidiomycota; Agaricomycetes; Polyporales; Epitheliaceae. The transcript has 4 exons. Bases 1 to 1185 code for a protein of 394 amino acids. The record is from RefSeq and is a predicted model, not a curated record.